This is a messenger RNA of Rhododendron vialii, 1851 nucleotides long. RefSeq names its product monodehydroascorbate reductase 4, peroxisomal. Gene Ontology annotation, cellular component: cytoplasm. The coding region runs from base 223 to 1665 and encodes 480 amino acids. Gene Ontology annotation, molecular function: flavin adenine dinucleotide binding; oxidoreductase activity, acting on NAD(P)H. NCBI's taxonomy places the organism in Eukaryota, Viridiplantae, Streptophyta, Magnoliopsida, Ericales, Ericaceae. The record is from RefSeq and is a predicted model, not a curated record. The transcript has 7 exons.
CACCCGUUUUAACAUGGAGUAGGUACGAUGGCCGAUGGGUAGAAAAUUCAGAAUUAAAAAUUCUCCAAUUUUCCUUCUGAGCAAUGGAAAUGUAUUCACUCCAUUAAAUUCAAAUCCAGUGACCCUCCCAAGAAAUUCUUGAUAGACAUACAUAUAUAUAUAUAGAGAGAGGGAAGAGUUCUGGGUUUUAGAGAGAGAGAGAGAGAGAGAGAGAGAGAUUGGAUGGGCAGAGCUUUCGUGUACGUGAUACUAGGGGGAGGGGUUGCAGCUGGUUACGCCGCUCUUGAAUUCACUAGGAGAGGUGUCUCUCAUGGCGAACUCUGCAUCAUCUCUGAAGAAUCCGUUGUACCUUAUGAGAGACCUGCAUUAAGCAAAGGUUUUUUGCUCCCAGAAGCUCCAGCACGCCUCCCAUCUUUUCACACUUGUGUAGGUGCCAAUGAGGAAAGAUUAACCCCAAAAUGGUACAAGGAACAUGGGAUUGAAGUUGUUCUUGGAACACGGGUUAAGUCAGCAGAUGUGAAGCGGAAAACACUAUUAACGGCGACUGGUGAAACUAUAAGCUACAAGUUUCUCAUCAUUGCAACAGGUGCUCGGGCCUUGAAGCUUGAAGAGUUUGGGGUUACCGGAUCAGAUGCUGGAAAUGUGUGCUAUUUGCGUGAUUUGGCUGACGCAACCAGGCUUGUUGAUGUGAUGCAAUCCUGUAUCGGUGGGAAUGCCGUUGUCAUUGGUGGUGGCUACAUAGGGAUGGAGUGUGCUGCAUCUCUGGUGAUAAAUAAACUAAAUGUCACAAUGGUUUUUCCAGAGGCACAUACAAUGGCCCGUUUAUUUACACCAAAGAUUGCGAGUUAUUACGAGGAUUAUUACAUUGCUAAAGGAGUAAAAUUCAUCAAAGGAACUGUCAUGUCAUCAUUUGACAUGGACUCUGAUGGAAAGGUUACGGCCGUUAACCUAAAGGACGGUAGUUGGCUUCCUGCUGAUAUGGUUGUGGUGGGAAUUGGAAUCCGUCCAAACACAGCCCUAUUUGAAGGCCAACUGACUAUGGAAAAGGGAGGGAUCAAAGUAAACGGACAAAUGCAGGCGAGUGACAGCUCCGUCUACGCUGUCGGCGACGUUGCCGCAUUUCCGGUCAAGCUCUUCGGCGAAACCCGCCGGCUGGAACAUGUUGACUCAGCACGGAAAUCAGCCAGACAUGCCGUGGCUGCAAUAAUGGAUCUGGAAAAGACAAACGAAUUCGACUACCUGCCUUUCUUCUAUUCCAGAGUCUUCACAUUGUCGUGGCAGUUCUACGGAGACAACGCAGGAGAGGUAGUCCACUUUGGCGAUUUCUCGGGAAAUACUUUUGGGGCGUACUGGGUUAAUAAGGGUCAUCUUGUUGGUUCCUUCCUAGAAGGUGGAAGCAAAGAGCAAUAUGAGGCUAUAUCCAAGGUCACAAGGCUCAGGCCAGCAAUUGAGGACUUGGGUGAGCUUGAGAAGCUAGGUUUGGGAUACGCGUUGGCAGAGAGUCAGAAAUUGCUGCAGCCACCGCCUCCUCGUGAUGGUGGUGGUUCCGCUCUUGUUCUGGAUAAAAGACCAUUGUAUGCUUGGCAUGCAACGGCUGGGGUGGUUGUGGCGGCAUCAGUGGCAGCGUUUGCAUAUUGGUAUGGGAGGAAGCGGCGGAGGUGGUGAGAAAAGAUCAUUUGUUGUCAGAAUUUGUGGGUUUUUAUUUCGUUGCUUCGAUACUGUAAUAGCCAUGUUGUAGCAUUCAUAACGCUGGGGAAUUUAAAUACUCAGAUCUUGUGAGAUCAUAUCUGUUCAAACAGAAGAAGGAUCAAUAGAGUGUUUAAUGCAAAAGUAUACCUCAGUUCCUAAUGA